AAUGAAUAUUUAGAAAUUUAAAUUACAUUUUUCCAUUUUUGCAUACCUAUUGGAACCAGUAAUUUGGUUUAAAUUCGACGAAAUGGAGCUAAGUGACGAUUCUAUAAAACGAAACCAAAAUGUUUUAAUAUGUGAAAAUGAUGGAGAUCCUCAAUAUCUUAAUGUACAAGUUAAAUCAGAACUGGAAGAAUGCUUGUCUGAAAGUAGUUACACACAGGAGGCUUUAUCAAACUCGUAUUGUGUGGACGAUAUUAAAAUAGAAGAACGUGUAUUACAAUAUGAAAUAGGUAGCCCCUUCCCGGUCAUCAAUCAAGAAGUUAAGACAGAAAUCAAAAAAGAACUGGAUGAACAAAAUUUAGAAGUGAAUCAUGAGUGUGAAACUCAAUAUACGAAAGAAUUAGACUCAGAAGAUGUAAAAUUACAGAUAGAAGCUUUAACUAAAAUACAUCAUGAAAAACAUUGUAGAAGUAUGAAAACAUCAAAAUUACUAUCCAACAAGUGCAAACAAAGGUUACGUCAGAACGCCAUUAAACUGAAAUCCGAAAGGUCGUUGGUAACACACACUGGAGAAAAGCGUUACCAGUGCGAAAUUUGUUGUAAGCUGUUUAAUGAUUCGAGAAAUUUGAAAAAACAUUUGAGAGUGCACACUGGAAAAACACCUUAUAAAUUUGAUAUUUGUUCCAAGCAAUUUAGUCGAAAUGGUCAUUUGAAAAGGCAUUUAAGGGUACACACUGGAGAGAUGCCUUACAAGUGCGAAAUUUGUUCCAAGCAAUUUACUCAAGACGGACAUUUGAAAAUCCAUUUGAGAAUACACACUGGAGAGAUGCCUUACAAGUGUGAAAUUUGUUCCAAGCAAUUUAAUCAAAAUGGACAUUUGAAAACGCAUUUAAAGAUGCACACUGGAGAAAAGCUUUACAAGUGUGAAAUUUGUUUUAAACAAUUUAGUCAAAAUGUAGAUUUGAAAAGACAUUUAAGGAUACACACUGGCGAAAAGCCUUACAAGUGUGAAAUUUGUUUUAAACAGUUUAGUCAAUAUGGUCAUUUGAAAACGCAUGUAAGGGUACAUAAUGGAGAGAUGCCUUACAAGUGUGUAAUUUGUUCUAAACAAUUUACAGAAGCAGGAAAUUUGAAAAGACAUUUGAGAAUACACACUGGAGAGAUGCCUUACAAGUGUGAAAUUUGUUCCAAGCAAUUUACAGAAGCAGGAAAUUUGAAAAAACAUUUGAGAAUACACACUGAAGAGAUGCCUUACAAGUGUGAAAUUUGUUCCAAGCAAUUUACUCAAGAUGGAAAUUUGAAAAGACAUUUGAGAAUACACACUGGAGAGAUGCCUUACAAGUGUGAAAUUUGUUUUAAACAGUUUAGUCAAUAUGGUCAUUUGAAAACGCAUGUAAGGAUACAUAAUGGAGAGAUGCCUUACAAGUGUGAAAUUUGUUCAAAGCAAUUUAGUCACGUUGCAAGUUUGAAAACGCAUUUAAGGGUGCACACUGGAGAACUGCCUUACAAGUGUGAAAUUUGUUCUAAACAAUUUACAGUGGCAGAAAAUUUAAAAAGACAUUUGAGAACACACACUGGAGAGAAGCCUUACAAGUGUGAAAUUUGUUUUAAAUAAUUUAGUCAAAAUGGAGAUUUGAAAAGACAUUUAAGGAUACACACUGGAGAAAAGCCUUACAAGUGUGAAAUUUGUUUUAAGCAGUUUAAUCGAGAUGAACAUUUAAAAAAGCAUUUACGGAUGCACACUGAAGAAAAGCCGUAGAAGUGUGAAAGGACCCCGCUACACUCCUUAUGGAAAAGUGGCCCCGGUCAAAUUUGACGAAAGUUUGGUCAAUGAUACUUCUCGAUGGGUAGAUUAAAAAUUUCGUGGAACCUGAUUCUGAAUAACUACUAUUCUCGAGCUACAGCCUUCUGAAGUUAUUGGAUUCAAGUGCUCAGUUUAUUUUAAGUGCACUAAUUCACGAUCAAGUGAACGAAAAUAUUUAUUAUUGGAAGGAGAGAGACUCCAUACUUGCGGCUUGUAUAUGAAUUCGUGAUGAAAAUAGAUGCAUCGUAUUUUAGUCUUCAGAAAACCUCCGAAAAUCCCUCAGAAAACCAAAGAAGUGCUACUAGAUCUAUAGAGUGCUAUAUGCUACUAGUGCUAUAAAAUGUGCUACUAGAGCAAUAUAAGAAUUAUCACGUUUUUAUGAAUGCUUAUCAUCAACAGUUAUCCAAUAGCAGCAAAACUGCAGUUACGUUGGGAAUUCCUCCCGUAGCACGGUCCAGAACUAAAAAAAGAGUUGUCGAAACAUCAAAAAUACAUUAGCUGACAUAAAACUUGUCCCGCAUAUCAGAUAUAAGACAAGUAGAGGACAUGGUCUUGAUCUCAAUACGAAAAAACAAUGUACUUGUAGUCAGUAAACGCUAAAUAUUAACUACAAUUAUCUAUGGAAAAUCGGUUUGUUAAGUCAUCUUUGACUAUCUGUACGUUAAGGUUUUGCUGAUUUCGAUUAUAUGCAUCAUAUAUGUCGUGUUAACUAACUACCUAUCAGGAUACUUAACAUUGGGUUGAUAUUGGGUCUAAAAAUAUUGGCUUAGUGAAAAAACUCUAUAGAGCUGAAGUUGCUUAGAAUUAGUCGGUGUAUCCAAUUCCGGACUUACCUCAGGACAAAAGCUCACAUUGGUACAAUAGGUAUCACUUUUUUUUGACAUGUUAGCUAUGUGUAUGCCAAAUUUCAUUUUAAUCCGAGCGGUUCGUUAAAAUUUACAGCAAAAACCGUGAGUAAAUAGACUAUAAAUUAGCUUGAAUUUUUAUAAAUAUAC
Diabrotica virgifera virgifera (western corn rootworm) is the source of this 2796-nucleotide messenger RNA. Its product is annotated as zinc finger protein 271-like. Gene Ontology annotation, biological process: regulation of transcription by RNA polymerase II; central nervous system development. Lineage: Eukaryota; Metazoa; Arthropoda; Insecta; Coleoptera; Chrysomelidae. Gene Ontology annotation, cellular component: nucleus. Gene Ontology annotation, molecular function: DNA-binding transcription factor activity, RNA polymerase II-specific; RNA polymerase II cis-regulatory region sequence-specific DNA binding. The record is from RefSeq and is a predicted model, not a curated record. The coding region runs from base 83 to 1612 and encodes 509 amino acids. The transcript has 2 exons.